Henningerozyma blattae CBS 6284 is the source of this 1620-nucleotide messenger RNA. RefSeq names its product TATA-binding protein-associated factor TAF7 (gene TAF7). Gene Ontology annotation, molecular function: RNA polymerase II general transcription initiation factor activity. The transcript has a single exon. Gene Ontology annotation, biological process: transcription initiation at RNA polymerase II promoter; RNA polymerase II preinitiation complex assembly. NCBI's taxonomy places the organism in Eukaryota, Fungi, Ascomycota, Saccharomycetes, Saccharomycetales, Saccharomycetaceae. Bases 1 to 1620 code for a protein of 539 amino acids. Gene Ontology annotation, cellular component: transcription factor TFIID complex. The record is from RefSeq and is a predicted model, not a curated record.
AUGCAUGAAAAGCCAAAUAGUGUAAAAUUAAAGUUAAGUUUAAAAAAAACUGAAGAUCAUGAUAGACUACAUAAACCAACCAGACUACGGAUAAAACCAAUUAGGGUCCCAGGAGAGGGGUAUGAUUCUGAGGAUUCCGAAAUUGAAGAUGAUCCAUUAAUUGAAGAGGGUGUUAUUCUUCGUGUGGUCCCUGAUAUUCAAGCAGAAUUUGUUAAAAACUCAAUAGAUUCCGGUGAUUAUUCUGGUGUUAGUAUUAAGUGGAAAGGCCAAAAUCAUGCAAUUGUUUAUAUUAAUGGAUUUAAAUAUGGUGCCAUUUUGGUUAAUCUACCGACUAUCCUGGAAGUUAAUAAAAGUGUUGACCGUAAAAAUUUAUUGAAGACAUUCGAUGUUUGUCAAAUGCUACUUUGUAUCAAAAUGAUUAAUGAAGAGGAGGAAGUUUUUGAAUUAACUUCAGAACAUACCGAAGAUUUGGUGUCUAAAUUCUUUGAAGAUUACCAAAACGAAAUUGAUCAAAAUAAAUUAAAAUUCUUUCAUGGGUACAACGGUGGCCCAUUGACUGAUGCAGAAACUAAAUAUACAAAAGAGAUUGCGCUGAAACAAUAUGAUUAUAGGCAUGGUAUCACACCUGCUUUAUAUAAUGUUAGAAAUAGGAGAUUUAGAAGAAAAAUGAAUCCUACUGAGUUUGAUUAUAUUGAAAAAGUUGUUGAAUCAUUAAUUCUAGCAGAUGAACAAGCUGAAGAAGUUAAGUUUGAAUUAGUCUCCGAAAGUGAAAUAUCCAAAAGGUCAACUCCAAUUGUAAAUUCAGGUAUUCAAAUACAUAACCUUAACUUUUCUACAAACCACGACAUAGAUAUGGAAGAUGAAAAAGACGAUGAUGACUUAGAUCUCGAUCAAGCAUUUGAGAGUGACGACGAAGAAAAAGACACUAGUAAAACUAGUAUAAAUGCCAGUGCUACUAUAGAUCAUAAUGAAAAGGACGCAAUUAAUAAUAACGAAGGCACAACUGACAAUAUCAUUAAUGGUAUAAAAAGCAAUGGAAAACUAGAUGAGAUGGGUGAUGAUGUUGAACAAUACAAUGGUGAAGAAGAAGAAGACGAUGACGAUGACGAAGAAGGAGAUGACGAAGAAGAAGAUAAUGGCGAGGGUAAUGAGAAGGAGGAAAUUGAUGAAAAUAGACAACAUAAUGCAUUAUUAAAAGAUGAAUUAAACGAUUUAGAAGGUAUCCUAGAACAUACUAAACAAAAACUGCACUCAGCUACCAACCCUUUAUUAAAAUCAAGAUUUAUUGAUAACAUUAAGAAACUAGAAAAAGAAGUAGAAUUAAAGAGAAAGCAAUUGAUGAUUAGUGAUGAAAUGUUGAAUAAACAAGACAAAGAUAUGGAAGAUGAAGAUGGUGACGAGGAUGAAGAAGAAGAAGAAGAGGAAGAAGAGGAAGAAGAAGAAGAAGAAGAAGAAGAUCAACAACAAAACACAGAACAAGGUCAAACAGAUGCGAUAGAUGAAGAUCAAAUCACAAACGCUAUUAUGGCUGGAGAAAUACCCGAUGAGGAGGCACUGGACCAGAAUGAUCUUGACAUGAUGAUGCUGUUUGGUGCAGAAGGUGACGAUGGGGAUGAGUAA